Molecule: messenger RNA, 2405 nt
Organism: Chelmon rostratus (copperband butterflyfish)
Lineage: Eukaryota; Metazoa; Chordata; Actinopteri; Chaetodontiformes; Chaetodontidae
Gene: agxtb
Product: alanine--glyoxylate and serine--pyruvate aminotransferase b
Exons: 11
Coding region: 1011-2300 (429 amino acids)
Cellular component (GO): peroxisome
Molecular function (GO): L-alanine:glyoxylate transaminase activity; L-serine:pyruvate transaminase activity
Source: RefSeq, a predicted model, not a curated record
UCCAUUCUGACAUCCGGUGUGAACUGCCACCUGUCGCAACUGGAUCCAGACUCUAUCUGUACUUGUAGACAACUGGAGUUGCAUAAUUUUCUACUCUACUUACUUAUUGUUUGUGGCUCUAUUGUGUGACAUUUUGUAUGGAAAAAAUAACAUUUAAUUUGAAAAACAUCUGAAACAAGCACAUGUGUGUGUCUGUCUGUGUGUGCGUGGGUGUGGGUGUACAUUAGCCUGCCCUCUUCCUCCUCUGAGACAGCAGAUUGGCUCUCUAAGAGGAGACUCCUCUCUACAAACCCAAUGCUGCUGUGUGAGUGGAGGGGCAGGCAAAACCAACAAACCACCUGCAAACUAACCAGAACUGGUUCUAAGCUGUGAAGUGUGGCUCCUCACUUUUCCACAAGAGCUCAAGAGUUAAGUGCUCACCAGGAUUGAGUCUCAAAAACCAGUCCUGACGGUCCCAAACUAAAAGAUACAAAGUGACACCAUACACUGAUGAGUCUUUGCACUGCAGGGACUUUAUGCAAAUGUAAACACUGGCCUGGAGAAGAAUUUUUUUUAUCUUGCUUUUUCAUUAGACAUUUGACAUGUGGACAUUGUAUUAGCCGGAGAAUACAACAAUAAUCACCAUGAUUUGUAUUGUAUAUUUCCAUAUACUGUACAGUCUCAUACAAAUGGGAAACUACCUUGAUAACCACCUGCUCAAAAGCCAUUUGAGUAUUUUCUAGUUUUGAAAGCUUCAGAAGUUUUAAACUGAGUUUUACUGCUAUUUGUAGAAGUUAACUAAAAAUAUACAAUAUAACACACAUUGUUUUCCAUUUAUUAUAAGAUGAUAUUCCAUUGUGUCCCUUUUAGCCCUGAAGUCAAGGGCAUAGUUGGCAAUAAGGGGAGGCACACCGCCCCGUGGCCAACAGGUCAAAGACCUGUUUGUUUUAAAUCUUCAGCCAAACCUCACAGCCAGGUUCAGUCCCUCCGACUCACUCGGUGCAGGCUUCUCGGGAACCAGGACACCUGGCAUGAUGCAGCGGGCUUUGUUCAGCCGGAGCGUGCUGUUCGCCCAGCAGGCAGCGGCCCUCGACAGUCCGCUGGCCGCGAGGAGCGCGCCCCUGCUGCAGCGACUGGACCGAUCCAUGUCCUCCGUCACCAUCCCGCCGCCUGCAUGCAUGCUGCGGCCACUGGAGGCUCCACUGCGUUACCUGUUCGGACCAGGACCCUCAAACGUUCCUCCACGUAUCUUAGCUGCAGGGUCCAGGCCGAUUAUUGGUCACCUGCAUUCAGAAAUGUAUGAGAUAAUGAAUGACAUCAAACGAGGGAUCCAGUACGCCUUUCAGACAGAGAACAACAUGACUUUGGCAAUGAGCGGCUCUGGGCACGCGGCCAUGGAGUGUGCUGUGUUCAAUACGGUGGAGCCCGGAGAGAGCGUGCUCGUUGCCAUCAACGGAAUCUGGGGAGAGCGCGUUGCCGAAAUUGCAGAAAGAAUGGGUGCCAAUGUACAUAGAAUGGUAAAAACACCUGGAGGAUAUUUCAGCAAUAAGGAAAUUGAGCAGGCCAUAGAGAAACACAAGCCUGUCCUGUUUUUCCUCACACAUGGAGAGUCCUCUGCUGGUCUCUGUCACCCAGUAGAUGGCAUUGGAGACAUCUGCCAAAAGCAUAACUGCCUCUUCCUGGUUGACACAGUUGCAUCUCUUGGCGCAACACCAAUUUUUAUGGACAAGCAAAACAUUGACAUCCUGUACACUGGUUCUCAGAAGGCUCUGAAUGCCCCUCCUGGCACAGCACCAAUCUCCUUUAAUGAGAGAGCAUGCCACAAGAUGUUUAACAGGAAAACAAAACCAGUAUCCUACCUCUUUGACAUGACACAUUUGUCCAACUACUGGGGUUGUGAUGGCAAACCGGCCAGAAUAUACCACCACACUGGUCCAGUCUCUGGAUUCUUCGCCCUGAGAGAGAGUCUGGCAAUUCUUGCUGAGAGGGGGCUGGAGGAGUCCUGGAAGAAACACAAGGAGGUGGCAGCGUACCUGUACAGAGGACUGGAGGACUUGGGUCUCAAGCUCUUCAUCCCUGAACGGGACUUGAGGCUUCCCUCUGUCACCACCAUUGCCAUCCCUGAUGGCUAUGACUGGAGGGAGAUGCUGGCCUACAUGAUGAAACACCACCAGAUAGAGAUGACUGGAGGCCUUGGCCCUUCCAUCGGCUUGGUGAUGAGGAUCGGAUUGAUGGGAUACAACUGCGAGAAGACUAAUGCUGACAUGGCGCUGCAUGCCUUGGCAGACGCUCUCAAGAACUGCAAAAAGAGCAAGGCUUAAGAGACCGGCGCAUGCAUUUUAGGAUUUUUUCCAUGCUUUUGACAGCAGAGAUUUUAUAAAACACAGGGCAUGUGCCUCUUGUUUAAGUAUGCAAGUUUUCAAAUA